AUGGGCCUUGUUUGGGACCUUGGAAUGAAAGGAGGAAUCGAUUCUUAUUUAGUCGAUCAGGAUAUUAGUAAAUUGAAAGCAGAGAUUCAUCAAUUACACGAAGAAGGCGAAAUGCUCGAUAGAAUUGAAAUUGCGUCUCUUGCUUUCAGUAUAAAAGUUGCGAGAUAUUCAGAAGCAGUACAGUUUCUCAAUGCCAUUGAAUGUCCUUCUCUAAUUGCAUGA
Trichomonas vaginalis G3 is the source of this 222-nucleotide messenger RNA. RefSeq lists its product as uncharacterized. The record is from RefSeq and is a predicted model, not a curated record. The transcript has a single exon. NCBI's taxonomy places the organism in Eukaryota, Parabasalia, Trichomonadida, Trichomonadidae. Bases 1 to 222 code for a protein of 73 amino acids.